UUGAUUCAUGCUCUUAUAAUCAAUAUUAUAUUUAAACACAGAUUGGAGAGGUGAAAGAUGAAUAACAACAACCAGUUAUUAUAUAAAAGCGUUUAUAAUCCACAGACUCAGGCUGCAACUGGGAAAGGAUUCGCUCCUAUUUAUACUACACAAACUAGUCCAAGCUUAAUUAAUCAGCCCAAUUCCAACAAGUUCUGAACAACUGGAGUAUCAAAUAUAGUAGAAAGUAAACCAUCAAUUCGAAAAAUUUCAACUGUGCUGAACCUGAAGAAGAAUUUCUUAAAUAAAAAUAAGAAACCUAUACAAAGUGCUUUCAGUGUUGUGUCUAACUCUUCCCAAGUUUUGGAGGCAGUCACUGCUUUCAAGCAGCUUUCUAUUUCAUGUAAAGAGUUCAAAUUAGAUAAUAAAGAGCCGGUGCUACCUAAGACUUUGGGAGACAAACAAGAGCUUAAAGAGAUUCCAAAGAUGAACUUUUUGAAGAGAAAGAAGCAGAAAUGUUCAAUGGACAGCUCAAAUUCUUUGUCAACUUCGAAUUCUUCAAUGAGCGUAAACCUCCCUGAUGGAGCAGAGGCCACUGAUAUUUAUGGGAUUAGAGCAUUUGAGAGUACUCCUAGUGUAUUAGAAGAAUCCAAAGAGUUGGAUAUACCUGUUUUAUCACCAAAAUGUAAGGCAUCCCCUUACCUCAGAAAAGAUGUCGUCUGGAAGUCUCUCUUAAGAGCAAUGAAGAAGUACUAUUCUAAGGAAUUUAGGGAAUAUUUUAACUACUCAGACCCAAAAUUCAUAAGAAGAGGAGAUCUAAAGCAAAUGGCUUUCACCCAUGCAAAACAAUUUUUGGAGCAGAGCUUUACAUUUGAAGCUCCAGAAAAUACUGCUCAUUUUCUCUUUGCCUUGGUUGAUAUUAAGGGAAGGCUUUAUGAAGAAAAUGCAGCUUUUCCACAACUCGAAAGGGAUAUUAAAGACUUGUUGAGGUCUUUCACCUCCAAGAAGCUGAAAGACUUAUUAAGGUUUCACCAAUUCUCGAGCUUAAUAUUACAUUUCUUGGUUCAGAAUUCAGAGAUUUCAGAGCUCAUUUCAAAAUCUAAGGGAGAUGAGAUGACUAAGGAUGCCUUUCAAAGAUACACUGUGUCACUCCGUACACUUGUAGAGUCGUAUUUAUAAAUUAAUU
This is a messenger RNA of Moneuplotes crassus, 1165 nucleotides long. The record is from the annotation of a GenBank genome assembly. NCBI's taxonomy places the organism in Eukaryota, Ciliophora, Spirotrichea, Euplotida, Euplotidae.